CCAAGUUCCUAACCACAAGUCCUUAUAUUAUAUCAAUCAGCUGCUUCCAUUGAUUCCUAUUCCAAGCUUAGCCACUGCCAUUGCUACCACCAUGGCCUCCACCGACCCGAAACCUGAACUCAGCAAGAUGACUACUGAGUCGAGGCCUGUCAGGCCGACGACGCCGAUCAACUUCCUCCAAGCUGACCUAGCCCUUAGGUUCUUAUUGUUCUCUACGACGCUGGUAUCUCUUGUUCUCAUGGUCACAAGCAAGCAAACUAAGCUUGUGAAUGUUCCACUCUAUCCAAUUCCUGUGAUCAUGCAUGCAAAAUUUAACUACUCACCUGCCCUCAUAUAUUUUGUCGCGGCGAUUUCUUUGGCUUUAUUGCAUAGUGUGCUGACAGGGCUUGUAUCUGCCCUUUCGAUCUAUAAACCAGCACCAGCAACUAAGUUGUUGUUAGUUUUAGCCUUCUUGGAUUCGUUAAUCCCUGGGGGUGGUCGCUUCAGCUACCGGAGCAGUGGCCUCUAUUGCAUACAUUGGAUUGAAGGGAAACUCUCAUAUUGAUUGCAUUAAAGUAUGUAAUAUCUAUGAUAAAUUUUUGCCGAUAUGUUGGAAGCUCAGUUAUUAUCUCUCUGGUGGCCUCAAUUAUCCUAGUAUUACUUGUAAUGAUUUCUACAUACUCCCUUUACCAUCGAAGCAAAUAGCUUCAUUGAAAUUAGUUCUAAUUAUUGAUCUCUAAUGGGAUAGUUAUGUGUUCAAACAGAAAAUGUACCUUUAAAUAUACUUAUAUGUAUAUUGUAGUGAAUGAGCAUUUGAAGUCAAGAAAUUAAAAAUAAUAUCGGUAUUUCUUACCUAUA
Phoenix dactylifera (date palm) is the source of this 837-nucleotide messenger RNA. RefSeq names its product CASP-like protein 1D1. NCBI's taxonomy places the organism in Eukaryota, Viridiplantae, Streptophyta, Magnoliopsida, Arecales, Arecaceae. The record is from RefSeq and is a predicted model, not a curated record.